AUGAAACAUCAUGAUAUGCCGAUUGUGAUAAAUAUUUUUGAACAUUCAAUCAACAAGGAUACAAUUAUUGGAAAAAAGAAAACAUGUUUGUUUAACUUUAUUCAAAGCGAAAUUAUAGAAUCAAACGGAACAAGUGAAAUAUUAUUAAUAAUUAUCAUUGAAAAAAAUAUGUGGAAUAAACUUUCUUGGAUGAAAAUUAUUUUACUCUGUGGAGUCAGUUUCCAGAUUUUCAUGUACAAUGCAAGAGCCGACGGAAACCUGACGGAAACAGCAACCGCAACAUUUCUAAUCAAAGCUAACAUAUAUACAGACGUUAAUGGAACCUAUUAUCAAUGGAAUUCCGACUUGGACAAUAUUUCCUCAAACGAAUAUAUGACAUUGGCUAGCACUCUUUGUAAUUUGACUAUUGAUAGUUUGUCGCUUGGAGAUCCAUUCCUCUCGAAUAGUGCACAAUGUGUUAAAGUUGUUUUCAAGCCAGUUGACAUAAAUUUUCUAAAUCAAAAUGAACAAUCGAUCACAACACAAUCGUCAAUUGAUAAUGUGAAUAGUACUGGUGUUCAAGUCAAUAUUAAUAUAGAAUUGUUUUCUGUAAAUGCUUCACUUAUUAAUGAAUCUACAUUGUACAAUAUUCUAGUCAGUGGUUAUAAUCAGUUGAAUAAAACACUGAAUAUAUUUGUUCAGAACAUUGAGAUAUACAGCAUCUCAACGGAUCGUACGAGCGAGCCAUCCACUCCGCAAACCACCACGUCCAUUCCGUCCGAUCUGUCCACUCGACCUCCCGAAACCACAACAUCAACUACUCCAAGUCAACCACACACCGAUUCAUCAAUCGUCACUAGUGAGUCCAAUCAACAUUUAAAUUAUAGUAAUUUGUUGCACUGCAUGCAUGUGUUUGUGCUGUGA
Molecule: messenger RNA, 903 nt
Organism: Schistosoma turkestanicum
Lineage: Eukaryota; Metazoa; Platyhelminthes; Trematoda; Strigeidida; Schistosomatidae
Source: the annotation of a GenBank genome assembly